AUGGCGAAACGAAUCGUGGUGAAGUGCCAGUCGCAAUUGAUUCCCGGCAAACCGGCAGAACGGAAAAAUACCAUGGCGAGUCUUAUAUGCAAGCAUGAAUGGGGUCGGGACUUCGACGACAAGCAAGACUAUUUUACUUCUCUAGGGCUAUACGAUGCCGACAACGUCAAAUGCUACUUCCUCCUGGAUAAUGGGGUAGUAGUUGAAGGGGAGGCCCCCGAGGUUAGGGUCUACAGUUGGCAUGGGACUACUUUAGCCCCCAAAGUAGUAUAUCAGGCCCUUGUUCAAUACCUUGAACACAUUCCAUUCGGAAGAAAGUCUGCGACCGCCAGCCUAUCUGAUGAUGAGUACCUUGCUUUGUACGGGCAAGUGGAACUCGACCGCUUGAUUUCACAGAGGAACGAGCAACAACAGAGACGACGUCGGUCGACAGGAGAGGGGCAGAAGACAGCACGUCACAGCGACUCGGUCACGUGA
This is a messenger RNA of Verticillium nonalfalfae, 477 nucleotides long. RefSeq lists its product as uncharacterized. Lineage: Eukaryota; Fungi; Ascomycota; Sordariomycetes; Glomerellales; Plectosphaerellaceae. The coding region runs from base 1 to 477 and encodes 158 amino acids. The transcript has 2 exons. The record is from RefSeq and is a predicted model, not a curated record.